GUUUUAAGCAGGAGAUACAGGAGUAAAAUCAGGUGCACAUUCGAUAGAUUCUGAUUUUCGUCUAUUUUUUCGUUUAUUUUGACUCUAUUCUUGUGUUGAACGCGUCUACGGCUCAUCUUCAGAUUACUGUGAUUUAACAGACGAGUCUUUUUCUCCGGAAUGUUGACUAUUAUUGUGGCUUUACUGGUGAAUCUCUUCAUAGAGACUUCUGAGUCGUUCACUGUUGUGGUUCCUCGUGAUCAGACAGUGGCUCGUGUCGGGUCCACAGUCACUCUGCCCUGCUGGAUCUCUCCUCCUGAGAACGCUGAAGUUCUGGAGAUCCGCUGGUACCGUCAGGACCAGUUCAGCAACCCUGUUCUCGUCUAUCAGAAUGGGAAGAUCAUCCAGGAGGAAUCGUUCAGGAACCGAAGCUCACUGACUCUGUGGUCGGAUCAGUCUGGUGGACUGAAGAAUGGAGACGUCUCUCUGCGGCUGGAGAAACUCAGGAUUCAGGAUGAAGGUUCAUUUCACUGUUAUGUCAGUGGAGAAAGUGCGUUUGACAGUGGAGAGGUGGUUCUCAAAGUCACUGAUCCACCAGAUUCAUCAGAUCCAUGGAUGGCUCUUUUCAUCAUCGCCUUCAUCUGUGUUCUGGGCUUGAUUGGGUUUAUCCUGUACAAAUACAGACUUAAACUAACAGGGAAGAAAACCGUUAAAAAAGUUUGUGACGAUGAAACUAUGGAGAGUCUGACAAAAGUUCGUGAUGAUGAAUCUAUGGAGAGAGAGACAAAAGAAGAUGCGGGCAGUUCUUCAUGGUGUGCUGGGGCUGCUGCUCCACAUGUCCAUUCACAGCCAUCAGAGAGUGUGGGAGACACAAAUAUAGCAGAACUGAGGAAACAUGCAGGUCUGACCGUUUCUCCAGACGGUAAAACAGUGAGAGACGCUCCAGAUUAUAAACACACUGGAGAGGGAUUUCCAUAUGAAUUAUGUGCAGUCGGAGCUCAAAGAUAUAAAUCUGGCCGUCGCUAUUGGGAAGUAGAGUUGGCAUUAGAAGAUAAACCUCCUAAAAACUACUGGUUAAUUGGUGUGACGAAACAUGGAAACUUUCGUGUAAAAGACAGAUCUGCUGUAACUCCGUCAAACCGUUGCUGGUUCUUGUGUUCAGACGGUCCUAAUGGCUUUUACACCAGCUCUGAUCCACCAGUUUCUCUCUCACUGACGCCGAGACCCGAACGACUGGGAGUUCUGUUAGAUUAUGGUGAAGGUCAGCUGUCAUUUUACAAUGUCAAAGAGAGGAAACAUGUGCUGACCAUGAAGAUCAGAUUCCCUGAAUCAGUCAGUCCGCUGUUUAAUCCAGGGGUCGGAGAUCAGAGUUCACUUAUGAUUCUGGAUUGUCCAGAACCAGUAGAAACACCUGUAGAGUCCAGUGAACCUUUACUGGGGAACAGCUCAGACGCCUGACUGACCAAUCCUGUGUGUUCAGGCCGAAUGAAGCUUGUGCAGAUUCAGGGCCGUUACAUAGUCAACGCGAGCUACGCGAGCAAGCAACGCGAACGCGAGUGAC
Messenger RNA from Pimephales promelas (fathead minnow), 1540 nucleotides. The record is from RefSeq and is a predicted model, not a curated record. NCBI's taxonomy places the organism in Eukaryota, Metazoa, Chordata, Actinopteri, Cypriniformes, Leuciscidae.